UGCGAUACCAUGCGAGGAUAGCGGACAGGUGCGGCGGAGUAGAGCCAUUUACCCGACACGCGCGGCACUGACGAGUCUACUCGAACGACACUCGAACAAUACACGAUAAAGAACCUCGCGUGAUUUCGAAACUGAACACGAUAAAGAACCUCCAGUAGUAACGCAUAGAGCCGAAAAUAGUAUUCUAUUUUUAAGCCGCAACAGAUGAGAAAUAAAUGUUUGAAAAUGUGUUGUGGACUGAACUUUUUGGUGAAUAGGUUACAAAUAUAGACAAAUUAACAUAAUGCAGCGUUACAGUAUGUAAAGAAGUGUAGCCGUUAUUUUCAGAUGAACACAAAGCAACAACCGCUAUGAUUUUAUAAGUAGGUGGUGAGAAUGCGGCGCUGGGGCGGAUUCGAUAACGGCGGCGGUGGCUAGCAUGGCGGCUCUGUUGUUCUUGGUGACAACCACGGCCGCCGCUAGCCUCGGCGAUCUAGCGAGACGGGAUACCGGCGACGUCUUCACAUUAAUCGGUAGCGAGUGUGGUGCGGCGCAGUGCGCGGAACACGGCGCGGGCGCAGCGGUUGUACGCGAUGCCAGUGACGUCGGUUGUGCGUGCGCGUGUCCACAGCGUGCGCCGCUCUUUCGAGAAGAUCGAGAGCUAUGCGUCGAUGAUUUGCCAGAAUGUUCUUUGGCGACCUUUGGAACUGGAAACGGCAAGCAAAGAAUUCCAUUCGUCUAUUUACCGCUUAAGGGACAAAUCAUACAUCCAUCACGAGAAAUUACUUUUCACAAUGUCAAGACACCAGUAUGUGCGGUUUCCGGAGCUCAAUUUUUAACUCGUAAAGGCUUCUUGGACUUACGUAAUACACUCGACGCUGAUGUGCCAUUUAGUUUAUUCCGGGAUGAAGGACGAACUUUUCUACAGUGGAGCGGUGAAGAUGAAAUGCGAACGCGAAUGUCUGGGCGGGUUAUGGUGGUCCGUUUGUUAUGUCGAGAUAUAUCCGCCACGCCAAUAUCACCUUUGGACUUAAGGGGUGUGUUUACUCCAUGUGUCGCUUUUCGCGUACAAGGAACACCACCAAGACAUAGCAGCAAUAUAACCGAAGUACAGUUCGCUCCAAAUGCACAGACAUCAGACGGGUCUGGUUCAUCAGGUUUAUCAGUUACAGAGUAUAUUGUAAUUGGUAUUAGUUCCUUACUUCUCGGUCUUAUAUAUGUCGCCUCUGUUUUUCUUUACUUGCAUAUAAAAAAACGACGAAAAGCAUCCGCUGAAGAGGGUAAUUUAAAAAAGCUCAAAGGAUUAAAGAAAGAUGUAUUAUCAAUAACAGAACAUGACAUAAUACGAAUUAGUAAUGAACGAGGACAAACAUUGCCAAAUUCUAUGGGCCAAGAUGAGGGAGUCAUUAAAAAAAAUCCAUUACUCAAUGCAGGACUUGGCAAUAGACAAUUUCAUGAUAAUAAAGGUUUUUCUGGUGACCUAUCUGAUUCCGAAGAUUUUGUAGAUAGUAGUUUACACAGCGAAGAAAAUUCAUUUAACAAUCAAAUAAUAUCUGCGAUGAUACACAGAAAUUCAAAAGAAAUAAGACAGCAAGGUGAUGGCUACGAAAUAAGCCAUCGAGAUGAAUCAAGCAUCGAACGUCUACCAGAUGAGCACGUUUCUAUAGUAGAAACAAUAGAGGAUCGUGAGAUCGCUAGACCAGUGGGAACAACACGACGAAAACUUUAUUUUAAUCCGGCUUACUUUGAACCACAUUUAAUGCAAGACCCACCAGCUGCUGCGAUUGAAUUUCUUUCAAAAAUUAGAGAAGUUAUUGCAAUAGCAAAACAAAAAAUGGCAGCUAAGCGCUUCAAUCCAGUGUUAAAUGAAAUACCCGAAGAGGAAACAUAUCCGUCAAAUGGCAAUAGUAUUAAUUUCUACAAUGGCUUAGGUAGUCAGCGAAGCGGUAGUAUAGUUAGUCUGAACAGAGGCAACAACAGAAAAAGAUCUUCUAACUGCUUAGGUUGUCCUGGGUGUAAAACAAAUAAUCGUAACAGCGACAUCAAAAACGUUAUUAAAUACAAUUCCACCAAUUGUUCAAACUGUCUUGGUGAUAAAGGUGACAAACAGCACAGCAUUCAAAAAUGGCUAGAAAAUAUUCCCAAUUUAAAGCAAGAUGUGUUUUACAAUGAUCAUUCUGAUGCAAGCCAUCAAAAUUUUGCUAAUUCUCAUUUCUCGCAAAUAAACAAUGAAACCACAUGUAAGCUACACAAACACAACAGUUUUUGCGCAUCUUUUAGUAUGAACUUUACAGAUGACGUAUUACCACAAAGGAGAACAACGUCUAGAUCAGUAUGCUCAGAACCUUCUUUAAGAAAUUACAACAUUCCUUUACCAAAUUUUAAUGGUCUUGAGUCCAGUACCAAUUCUUGUGAAAUAAGCUCGCAGAAAUCUGAAAGUAACAGACGAACCAGAAACACAUUGAAAAACAAAAAUGCUUUACCCGAUAUGGUCAAUGAAGCUAUAGCCCUCGAUAAUUUUUCACGGUCGCCGUAUAAUUUAAGCAGCUCAGAUGAUGAAAAAUUAACACAAAAAAUAGAGGAAAAGGUAGAAGACGCAUAUUCUAGAAAUAUUUCAGAUAGUCCUUCAGGUAAUGAGUACGAAACAGAUAGUCUAGAAAGAAAUUCAAACCAAAAACGUAAGACAACGCCAAUCGAAUAUCCUGAUCUCCCAUCAUCUCAGGCAAGUCCAAGCUUAAGCAAUGCUUUACCUUUAGAAGAAGAACUUACCAUGAGAAACGCAAUUUAUAAAACCAACUCAAGUGGUAAUAGCCUCACUCCAUCUCCCGAAGGCGAUAUAUGUAUAGACGAUGAUCAUUAUGAAACUAUAGGUAUAAAUAAAACAAAUUUACAAAAUGUUUCUACUGCUGAUUUAACUCAAAAGCCAAAUAACAGUUAUAGUUUAGUAACUGAAGUGUACGUAAACAAUAACUAUAAUUUCGAUAGUACACCUACAUCACCUAGUGGCUCUGAAUGUUCUAUGGGAAGUAGAAAAUUGAUGGCAUUAGAUAAUAUAGAGGAGAAACCAGGAUGCUUAACUAUAGAAGUAAAAGAUCCUCCAGAAAACUAUAUAAGAAUCCACGAAUCUGACGGUUUCGAACCAGAUACGUUAGAUCGUAAACAUCCAAAGCACAAAGAAAUAAUAGAAAAUAUUCAAUUUAGUCGAAGGGAUCUUUUGCAAAACAUUGGUAAUACUGAAAACAAAAGUCAACGAAUACAACUUAGAAGUAGCGGUACUUUUACUAAAAGCAACAGCAAAAUUGAAUCGAUAAAUAAGUUUAAUAGUUUGAGGAAUGACAACGACUUUCAAAGACAGAUAUUUAAUCGUACCAAACUAUCUUCCGAAAUAUAUAGCGGAUCAAAAUCUCUAGAAGAAACAACAGAUGACAAUUGGGAUAAUACGUCCGAAGAAGGUCGACUGUUAACUCUAGAACUGAGACAUUCGAAGAGACAACGUCAGUGCACCCCACCUACUAUUAAACAACUUAAAAGUUUAGCUCGCCCAGAUAUAUUGCCACCAUUACCACCAACUGAAGACAAUCCUAUUUACGAAAAACCAACAUUACCACCACGGCGCGUUCAAUGCGACAAUAUAGGCGCAGAAAUUAAUAGUGUACAUUGUAGAAGUCUCAGUCCAAGAAAAUGUAUUACAAAUACAACAGAGUCUGAUGUUUGCGGGAAUUUUUCCCAUGGUAGUUCAGCUUCUGUGCCUUCUUGUAGUCCAAUAAGAGGACCAGACCAUGCACAGUACGGCGAAUAUGAAGAUGUUAGCCUUAUAAGAAAAACACAAAACGAGACUAAAGUAGAUAAGGAAAGGAAUUCUAUAAGAACGUCAAGUUGCCGUAACGUGGGAAUUAAUACGAACACUUUUAUAAGAGGACAAAAAAGCGAACACAGAACAAAAUUUCGUCGCAAAAAGGGUUCGAACAUCGACGAUUCAGGCUAUCUCAGUAGCGAUUCGACAAGUUCAAAGCAAGUACCUAGAAAACUUGUGAUUGCUAAAAUAGCCAGUUGUAGCGAAAGUGACGGUACCGAGGACGAGGCUAGAAGUGAAUCUGGCGCUGAGAGUAUAGAAACUCACUCAGUUUAUUUCGGUAACUGUCAGAAGCAGCAAUGUGAUGAAAAGAACUCUAUUAAGAUGUUUAGUGAUAGUAAAAAAAAAGUUAAAGCUAGAAGUGAAAGCAAUAGCCAGUAAAGUUGUGCAAUAAAACUAUCAGUGUGCAAUAAUACCAAUCAUAGAAUAGUUUAAUAGUUAUAAUUGAUUAAAUAAUUAUAUAAUAGACAUUAUAAAUA
Vanessa atalanta (red admiral) is the source of this 4311-nucleotide messenger RNA. RefSeq lists its product as uncharacterized. The record is from RefSeq and is a predicted model, not a curated record. Gene Ontology annotation, biological process: imaginal disc-derived wing hair organization. NCBI's taxonomy places the organism in Eukaryota, Metazoa, Arthropoda, Insecta, Lepidoptera, Nymphalidae. Gene Ontology annotation, cellular component: cell cortex. Bases 419 to 4213 code for a protein of 1264 amino acids. The transcript has 10 exons.